Gongylonema pulchrum is the source of this 249-nucleotide messenger RNA. The record is from the annotation of a GenBank genome assembly. NCBI's taxonomy places the organism in Eukaryota, Metazoa, Nematoda, Chromadorea, Rhabditida, Gongylonematidae.
AUGGCCGCCACAUUUAUCGGUAAUUCCACUGCCAUUCAGGAACUCUUCAAACGAGUUUCUGAACAGUUCACAGCAAUGUUUCGACGAAAAGCUUUCUUGCACUGGUACACUGGUGAAGGUAUGGAUGAAAUGGAAUUUACAGAAGCGGAAAGUAACAUGAACGAUUUGGUUUCCGAAUAUCAGCAAUAUCAGGAUGCAAGUGCCGAUGAGGGAGUUGAAGAAGUUGCCGAAGCUCCGGAAACUGAAUAA